CGCCUUGCUUUUGUUCGCGCGGGGCAGCUGCGGGGCAAGAAGGCGGCGGCGAGCGGCGGAUGGCGGCGGAAGGGCGGGGUUGGAGGCAGCCUGCGGCGAUGCACCUGCGUGGCCCUCCUGGCCAGUUCAUAACCCGGCGGCCGGUCUCCACAGCACCGAGGUGGCGUUGAGGGCAGGCAGCUUCCCUCUUCUUUUCCCCCCCACCCCGCCUCCGGGUCUGAGCAAGCAUCACCAUGCCCUGCACCUGCGGGAACUGGCGGCGCUGGAUCCGGCCGCUGGUGGCCACGGUGUACCUGGUGGGGUUGCUGGUGGCCGUGCCGCUCUGCGUCUGGGAGCUGCAGAAACUGGAGGUUGGAGUUCAUACUAAAGCAUGGUUUAUUGCCGGUAUCUUUUUAUUGAUGACAAUACCAAUAUCUCUUUGGGGGAUAUUACAACAUUUAGUUCAUUAUACUCAACCAGAAUUACAGAAACCAAUAAUAAGAAUUCUAUGGAUGGUGCCAAUUUACAGUUUAGACAGUUGGAUUGCGCUGAAAUAUCCCAACAUUGCAAUAUAUGUGGAUACUUGUAGAGAAUGCUAUGAAGCAUAUGUGAUCUAUAACUUCAUGGUAUUUCUUUCAAAUUAUCUGAUCAACCGGUAUCCAAAUUUGGUGUUAAUCAUAGAAGCCAAAGAUCAGCAGCGACAUCUGCCACCACUGUGUUGCUGUCCACCAUGGGCUAUGGGAGAGGUGUUGUUGUUUAGGUGUAAGCUUGGUGUUUUACAAUACACAGUGGUCAGACCAUUCACUACUAUUAUUGCUUUAAUCUGUGAAUUGAUUGGUGUUUAUGAUGAAGGAAAUUUUAGUUUCAAAAAUGCCUGGACGUACCUGGUAUUUAUCAACAAUAUAUCCCAGCUUUUUGCCAUGUAUUGCCUUGUGUUAUUUUAUAAAGUACUGCGGGAAGAACUGAAUCCAAUCAGACCUGUAGGAAAAUUUCUCUGUGUGAAGAUGGUGGUUUUUGUUUCCUUCUGGCAAGCUGCACUUAUUGCAAUAUUGGUGAAAGUUGGUGUUAUCUCUGAAAAGCACACAUGGGAAUGGCAGAGUGUUGAAGCUGUAGCAACUGGCCUGCAGGAUUUUAUCAUCUGUGUUGAAAUGUUCUUUGCUGCAAUUGCUCAUCAUUACAGUUUUACCUACAAGCCUUAUGUGCAAGAAGCUGAAGAAGGAUCAUGCUUUGAUUCAUUUCUUGCAAUGUGGGAUAUUUCAGAUAUCAGAGCAGAUGUAACAGAACAGGUUCGCAAUGUUGGAAGGACGGUAUUUGGUCAACCAAGGAAAAUGUUUUUUGGUGAGGAUCAGGAACAAAAUGAACAUACAAGUUUGUUGUCAACAUCCAGCCAAGACCCAAUUUCUGCUGCUGCUUCGGUACCAUCAUCACCUGUGGGUCAUUACCAAGGAUUUGGACAUACUACGACUCCAACAAUGCCUUCUGACCCUAUAGCUGCUGAUUUGUGUAAUUCUGUAGAACAUAAUGAGGAUUUUUCUGUUCAACCAAAUAAGCGUAUAGAUAAAAUUUAAAGCUCUGUUCAAAUAUCUUGAGGGCCUUUCUUAGACAUUACUUACUAUCUGCUACUCUUACUUUGGAAGUACAUUUCUACAGUAGAGUUAUUUAUUGAAGAAAUACUAAAGACAGGUGGUUGGGCUUUACUUUUUACUCUCUCAACUAAAGUGAAAUAUGCAUUUGUUAUUUGAUGAAGUUAACCAUGCAUAAAGAACGUAGUUUUAGUGCUAUAAUAUAGUACAUAAAUAUUGAAUUUGAAUAUUGAAAGAAAAUAAUAGGGAACACAUAAUGUAUACGAUUGAAAACAACUCAAUCUGGCAUAGAAUUCUUACAGUAAAUGAGAGCACAUGUUGAGAUUUGAGAUGGGGACAGGUUUUAAAUAGGAUUCAAAUUCUAAUUUUUCGAUUCACCCUUUUAAUUAACUUAAAUAUACCAGAAUCUUUACAGAGCUAAUAUUUAAAGACUUUACUAGGUCUAGUGUCUUGAAAUUGUUCUUUUUUUUUUAAAAAAAGGCAUGAUCAGCAUAUACUACUAAAGUAAAGCUAAUUUGUUUGGGUUGGCCUUGUAGAUUGAAUAAUUUAACAGUGUUUUCAAGCUUAGCAAUUUUAAGAUUGUUGACUUCAACUUCCAUAAUUCAACUGGGGAAUUAUGGGAAUUGAAGUCCACAUUUCUUAAAAGUUUCCAAGCUUGGAAAACAUUGAUCUGAAAAUCUUUAUUAAGAUUGUAUUAAGUGUAUGUUAUACACUACUGAAUGAGUUUAAAAACAUUCUUGUUAGCACUAUCAAGUGAAAGAUACUUGUCUAGGCAAAAACAAAUAAUUAUACAGUUGUAAAAUACAUGGAUGUAAUAAAACAAUAUGGGCUUUAAGUUUUCUCAUCUUUUUUUAAUCAUGUUUAUACAUGUUUUGCAUGCUUGCUGUUACACAUAUAAAAAUUUGCACCAAGAAUUGUAUUUUUGAAAUAGCACUUUCAAGAGCUCAAUGUUUUAAUAUUCAAACAUGAGGUUUUUCUUAAUUGAUCUUGAAAUAGGUACAGUGAACUCAUGCUACAAGUAUUUUGCAGUACUACAGUAGUAUGUUUGUAAUUACUUGGCCUUACUGGACUACAUAUUUUGUUUAACCUCAUUGUGUCCUUAAGUGAAAUUGAUUAAAGAGGCAAAAAGGGUGUACUUAUUGUUUCAUACUGUAUAUAACUAAAUAAACUUUUAUUUAAAA
This is a messenger RNA of Pantherophis guttatus, 2743 nucleotides long. RefSeq names its product transmembrane protein 184C (gene TMEM184C). The record is from RefSeq and is a predicted model, not a curated record. Lineage: Eukaryota; Metazoa; Chordata; Lepidosauria; Squamata; Colubridae.